CCCAGAAGCCCGGGGUCUACGUCAACCUCUGCCGCUACGGCCGCUGGCUGCAGGACACCAUGGCCCACAACUGACCCAAAACCGGACGGAUUCGCCCCAAAAAGCCACGGAAACGCCCGAAAUCCUCAAGAUUAAAGAAAUGAUCCAGCCCCGAACCCCGGCAAUGGCUCCCGGAGCCUUCAUCCCCCUCCCGCUGCUCCUCCUCCUCCUCCUCCUCCUCCCGCGGGCGCGCGGCGGCCAGGAGCUUCCCGAGGAGGACGAGUCGCGCAUCAUCGGCGGCCGGCCCUGCUCGGUGGCCCAGCGGCCGUUCCAGGUGGCCCUGACCAAGCGGGGGCAGAUCCUGUGCGGGGGGAGCCUGGUGGCCGCCCAGUGGGUGCUGACGGCCGCGCACUGCCGGCAGCCAAUCAGGGAGCUGCAGGUGCUGAUCGGCACCAACACGCUGCGCGCAGGUACGGGCCAGGUGCGCCGCGUCUCGCGGCUGCAGGUGCACCCCGGCUACGACCCGCGGCGCAACGACAACGACUUCAUGCUGCUGCGGCUGGACGCACCUGUGCGCUUCGGGCCGCGCGUCAAGAGGAUCCGCGUGGCCACCAGGUGUCCGCGGGCGGGGCAGAGCUGCAGCGUCAGCGGCUGGGGCACCACCAAGUCACCUGGAGCCAAGCUGCCGCGGGACCUGCAGUGCGCGCAGGUGCAGACCUUCGGGCCGGAGCAGUGCGCCCGCGCCUACGGCAGCGCCGUCACCCGCAACAUGUUCUGCGCAGGCGUGCCCCAGGGCGGCGUCGACUCCUGCCAGGGUGACUCGGGGGGCCCCCUGGUGUGCGGGGGGUACCUGCAGGGCGUGGUCUCCUGGGGCCUGGCCGUGUGCGGGCAGCGCGGGAACCCCGGCGUGUACAGCAACGUGUGCCGCGCCAGCGCCUGGAUCCGCCGCGUCAUCCAGGAGUGACCAACGGAGUGACCACAGUGACCAGAGUGACCAAUGGAGUGACCACAGUGACCAACGGAG
Molecule: messenger RNA, 1003 nt
Organism: Passer domesticus (house sparrow)
Lineage: Eukaryota; Metazoa; Chordata; Aves; Passeriformes; Passeridae
Product: kallikrein-14-like
Exons: 6
Coding region: 140-943 (267 amino acids)
Biological process (GO): proteolysis
Molecular function (GO): serine-type endopeptidase activity
Source: RefSeq, a predicted model, not a curated record